UAGUCCAAAGUCCAAUUUAGUGGGCUAACGCAGUUGCUUACAUGUGGCUCAGAUCUAUCUGUCAGCAGACUUUCGGCGAGUUUGAUCUCUUCAGAGGAUAAAAUGAUGCACUGGACUAAAAUGAAGAAAGAUCAGUCUCCCCGUGUGACAGGAGCUCGAGAGGCAGUAUUCACCCAGCCGGUGGUCGCACAGGAUGUCGGCGGACGACGUGAUCAAGGCUCACGUGAAGGCUUUAAAGGAAGGUACGGAGCGUGCCCGUGGUCUGGCUCAAAUGUUGCCCAAUGUGCCAUAUGGGGACGGAGAUGGAGAGAAACUGGAUGUCUACAUACCCAGCACCAAUUCUCUGGAUGUUCCCCUUGUUAUUUACCUUCAUGGAGGCUACUGGCAGUUCCUCAGCAAGGAGGAGUCGGGAUUCAUGGCUGUCCCCCUCGUUGAUAAGGGCGUAGUUGUGGUUGCCGUCGGCUAUGACAUCGCCCCAAAAGGCAACAUGGACCUGAUGGUGUCUCAAGUACGCAGGAGUAUUGUGUCUGUUGUUCAGCAGUAUUCGCACAUCAGCGGUCUGUACCUGUGUGGUCACUCUGCUGGGGCUCACCUGGCUGCAAUGGUCCUCUCCACUGACUGGUCGCAGUACAGCAUCACUCCUCAGAUCAAAGGUGCUUUCCUAGUCAGUGGCAUAUAUGACCUCCUGCCCAUCCUGUCCACCUACGUCAACGAGCCUUUGAAGAUGACAGAGGAGGUGGCGGUGAGAAACAGCCCCAGCAAGCUGGUCCCUCAGCUCAAAGUGUCCUCCUCCAACUGUCACAUCAUCGUGGCCGUCGCUGAGAAUGAUUCGCCGGAGUUUCGCAAACAGUCGGAAGAUUACUACAAAACUUUGGAGGCGUCAGGACUUGAUGUGACCAUGGAGGACGUGGCAAACACAGAUCACUUCAGUAUCAUCGAGCAACUGGUAGAUGGGGAGUAUCACCUAACAAAGCUUCUCUUGAAGGUGAUGGGGAAGAGCUGAGGCUGCGGUCUUCAUCGUCUAAUAUGAACAUACCUCUGUAUCAACAUACACCUCUGAACAGAGUCAUUGUCCACUGAUACUGAUACUAUAUGCAUUAUUUCAGGUUUGUACAUUGUAAAUGUACAAUUGAUAUAACUUUGCUCGAUCAAUAACGAGGUAGAAUGGAUUGUUUUGACUGUCCAGUUUAAUGUAUCAUUAGUCAUACCUCAUUGCUCACUGUAGAUACUACUGUCAGGAAAACGUGUCAUAAAAACAUUGCGUGCCUAAAACUGAGUCACUUCAAGGGAUGGUGAUUGUAGCAAAUGACACUGCUGUCAAACCUGCUCAUAUUCAGUCGUAAGCAGCUUAUUUAACAAACAGUGCACAAUGUUAUCAUCAGGAAGCCACUCGCGCACUAAAAGUUGUAGAGCUGAUGGUUAGUUUUGGCAUAUAUCCAGUGUUAUGUAAAAGGGCGAGUCUGUCUGUUUUGUGUUUUCUGUUCUUGUGACAAUCUUUACCACAACUUAAUAUAAACUGGAACUCAUGUCAACAAUACUGACACAUCAUACAAAGUGAAUGUAGCUUUUUAUUGUCACCUACACAGGGAACUUUAAUCAACACUAUAUAAUUGCACUGUUUAUUUGAUCCUAAUAUAGCAGAAGAGUAAUGAUAUGUGAAUACACUUAUCUUUAAAGAACAAAUGGGACUAAAAACUGACGCACACUGUUACUGCGCACGUGAUAGCUUUGUAAGUAAUUGUUUACAUUAUUGUUUGCACAAGGUGUUCUGUCAGUCAUUAUUGUAGAAUAUCAUCAAUCAUCACAAUAAAUAUUUAUAUUUAAGAA
Molecule: messenger RNA, 1827 nt
Organism: Plectropomus leopardus (leopard coralgrouper)
Lineage: Eukaryota; Metazoa; Chordata; Actinopteri; Perciformes; Serranidae
Gene: afmid
Product: arylformamidase
Molecular function (GO): arylformamidase activity
Source: RefSeq, a predicted model, not a curated record